CCCAUUUAGGGGCGUCCGGGUGGCCAUAGAGACAGGUCGGCACCUCACCGCGCUUUAAGCCGGUCGAUCCUUCUUGGAUGGGGGGCUAGCUCUCCUGAUUCUCCUUAGUGCCAGAUGGUCGACUGUAAGGGGGAGAAGUUCGCCAGGCACAAUGAGCGACAGGUACCACAAGGCGGCCCGGGACGGGUACUUGGACUUACUGAAGGAGGCGACACGGAAGGACCUGAACGCUCCCGACGAAGAUGGCAUGACACCUACGCUAUGGGCCGCUUACCACGGAAACCUAGAGGCUCUGCGUCUUAUAGUGGGCAGGGGGGGUGACCCGGACAAGUGCGACAUCUGGGGGAAUACCCCACUCCACCUGGCUGCAGCCAAUGGGCACCUCAACUGCCUCUCCUUCCUGGUGUCAUUCGGUGCCAAUGUGUGGUGCUUGGACAAUGACUACCACACGCCUUUGGACAUGGCGGCCAUGAAGAGCCACAUGGACUGCGUGCGCUACUUAGAUUCCAUCGCUGCCAAGCAGACGGCACUCAACCCCAAGUUGGUGAGCAAGCUGAAAGAUCGUGCCUUCCGCGAGGCCGAGCGCCGCAUCAAGGAGUGCGUGAAGAUCCAGAGGAAACACCACCGGCGCAUGGAGCGCAAGUUCCUCAAGGGCGAGUCAGAGGCCUCCAUCUCGGAUGCCAUGAGUUUCUCCAGCUAUGCCAGCAGCACUCUGAGCCGCAAACUACAGCAGCUGGGCACCUCUGCCAACAGUGUGCCAUACUCCCAGGCCACCCUCCAUGCUACGGCCAGAGGCAAAACUAAGAUCCAGAAGAAGCUGCAGAAGAAGAAACAGGGGGAUGGAACCUUCAAGAUCUACGAAGAUGGACGCAAGAGUGUGCGCUCGUUAUCGGGUCUGCAGCUGGGAAACGAUGUCAUGUUUGUGAAGCAGGGCACCUAUGCUGGCCCCAAAGACCGCUUGCGGCGCAACGUCCGCGACAUGUUCCCUAGCAAUGACGAUGCCAUCUCCCGUGCCAUCAGCGAGCCAGGCCUUCAUGCUGUGGAUGCCGCCUACUCGGAGGUCAGUGCAGAUUCUGGUCGUGACUCACUCUUCAACCGGCCCGGCCUGGGAACCAUGGUUUUUCGACGGAAUUAUGUGAGCAGCGGCCUGUUCGACAUUGGCUCCCGGGAUGAGGGCAGUGUGGCGCGACGGGCAGCUGAUGUACACCUGCGCAGCCGACUGCUCCGCUCACCAAGCCUGGACGACAGCAUCGGCAGCGCCGGCAGCCUGCAGGAGCGCAACCUGCAGGAGCUACCCUGGGAAGAGAUGGAGCUUGGCCUGGAUGACGAUGAGCCAGAGACCACACCCUUGGAGGUCUUCUUGGCCUCCCUGACCAUGAAUGAGUUUAUCCCAGUGUUCCGUAGGGAAAAGAUCGACCUGGAGGCACUACUGCUCUGCUCUGACCAUGACCUCAAGAGCAUCCACAUCCCGCUCGGGCCCCGCAAGAAGAUCCUGGAUGCCUGCAAGCGACGUGCAGAGACUAUAGAGGACCCCGAUAUGAUGGAGGACACUGAGCUGUGAGUAGAUCCUCGGCACUGAGGUGCUUCAGGGGUAGAUGGGGAAACAGUUUUUUUCUAGUCUCUUAACCACUUUCUGACUUGAACAAGUUCUAUUGGGGUUGGUUAUGGAAAUAUCAUCGCCAUCAUCCUAUUAUCAGUGGCUAUGCUAACAGCAAGUGAAACACCAAAUUUUAACUGAAAUUGUUGGUGUAGCCUUCAGAGGGCUUGCAUGGACUGUAAUCUUGGAGCGGAGGCAACUAACUGCUCACUCCAUUGUGACGUCACAGUCUUCCCAUCAACCGUGCCAGAGGAUCGUUUCCUAUUCUUGCCUGAUUCCAAAGAUGUACCCAUUGACAUCUAACCCCCACCCUGUAUCCCCAGCUACCCCUCUGGCCUCUUUUGGUAUGUCACAGGAAUACGAGUGUACAGGUUUCACUGAAUGAAUGAAAAUGAAAAACACUGUCUGGAUAACAGCAUGGGAUACAUGAAUAAAUACAGUUAAAAAAGAGAGACAAUACUGUCACCAGAGGGUGGGGAGGUUCUCAUGGGAAAUACCAGAUGCCUUUAAUAUGAGCCCCUUAUAUUGUUGGGUAGAGAUACCUGGUGGAUGGGAGGGACAGUUUACAGUGCAUCUGACUAGAUGUCCUCUGGGGUUUAAGGUUCUGGGUCCCAAGAGAAAGAUUAACCGUUGUAGUCUCAAAGGUACUUAAGGUCACUGCAUUCCUGGUGGAAAUGUCAUUGAACUACUUUAGUAAAAUAUUGCAGGAUAUAUAGAUAUAUAAAGGUGCAGUUUGUCUUGGUAAAGUCUGUCUUCUAAGCAACCAGAUAAAAAAUGGCUGAUGGUAAUCCUGAUAUAAAUCAGAUUUUCCACUGAGAUGAUUGUGCUGUUUGAGUUUCAGAUAAACUCAGAUAAAUAGCCUGAUUUGGCCGUAUGGGACAAGCACCGCUGCCAAGGGUGAUGCCAGCAGCUGCACUGUGUGUCGCUCGUGCUGGUGCCUGUCCAGCCAGUGGCAGGAGGGGGGUUGGGGCGCAUGGAGGAAUGUAGCGAGCCAGACUGAAGCUUGACGCCCUGGACUACGCCAGUUGGACUGAAGAAGCACAUCGUGGAGAUGGGGGGGUGGGGGGUGUUCUUCUCACCACUGCAUGAAUAUCGCCUCAGUAUAUUUGCCCCUGUGGGGUAUGGAUACAAUCCUCAUUGUGCCUGUGUUUCAGGAAGCAUCUAACACUGGGUAUUUCAGUGUGUUUGUAGAUUUACUGUAUGUAAAUGUAAUCCUUUUAUUUUCGCAAUUUCAUUUAUCCACCAAGCUGCCUGACCAGAUGUGUGAUGUGUCAGCUGUGUUGCUGCAAGAUGUUUACAGACAUUGACCUCAGGUCAGACCUCCAUGGUACAGUGUCACCUGGGGGAUGGUGGCUGGCUCAUUAACUCCUGUCACUGUCAUUUCACAGAGGUGUCACUAAGGGGUAUGGAUCCCUGGAAUGACACUCACCCGUUUCUUACACAGAUAAUCCCGCCAAACCCCAUUUUGACCAAAUGCUGACAUCCUCACACUAAAGGCCAAGGCUUGCAGCUCAUGACCAUAGUUUACAUGCUGUCCAGGUGUAGUGCUUGAGAAAACACAGUGAAGCCUUUGCUGUAACUUUCACAAAAAUGAAAGUUGUGAGAUCGAAUGGAUCAAGUCCCGUUUUACAGGGACCUGGCUGAGAUGCCUUGUGUUUUGUAAAGAUUUUAUUAAAAACCUUUCCAUGGACAGUCCCUGCAAGAGUGAUAUUCUGCCUCUUAUGUCCUGCCUGUGCUGUACCAUAACAUGUUUCUGAGUGUCUUCUCGCCGUAUGUAUGAGUUUCUGUCCAGGGUCAUUUCCUGAAAAUGGUUGCCUCUUCUCGGCUCCUCUUGUGUCAGGAUUGAUGUCAGGAUUGUUUAAAACAUGUAGUCCAUUUACUACAUUCUGCGACACCUACUGUAUAAAGCUCUAUACCUCCCCCUGCUGUAGGUUAUUGAACAAUGUAGGCAGCUUGAUAUACUGUUUUCCGUGUUGUUCGGCAUUGUGUAAACCCUUUUUACAACCAGUGUCUUUUUGUAAUAUAUAUUUAUGGUGAUCAUUUAGAAGGUCAACAUGAUAUAUCUUUUGUUUUAUAAUGAAGACUAUCCUUAAUGAGCAGACUUUAUUAAAGAUGUCACAUUUAUCGAUCCAA
Paramormyrops kingsleyae is the source of this 3730-nucleotide messenger RNA. RefSeq names its product Usher syndrome 1Ga (autosomal recessive) (gene ush1ga). The record is from RefSeq and is a predicted model, not a curated record. Gene Ontology annotation, molecular function: protein binding. Lineage: Eukaryota; Metazoa; Chordata; Actinopteri; Osteoglossiformes; Mormyridae. Gene Ontology annotation, biological process: equilibrioception; sensory perception of sound; sensory perception of light stimulus.